Haplochromis burtoni (Burton's mouthbrooder) is the source of this 2665-nucleotide messenger RNA. RefSeq names its product interferon regulatory factor 8 (gene irf8). Gene Ontology annotation, biological process: regulation of transcription by RNA polymerase II; immune system process. Gene Ontology annotation, molecular function: DNA-binding transcription factor activity, RNA polymerase II-specific; protein binding; RNA polymerase II cis-regulatory region sequence-specific DNA binding. Gene Ontology annotation, cellular component: nucleus. Lineage: Eukaryota; Metazoa; Chordata; Actinopteri; Cichliformes; Cichlidae. The transcript has 9 exons. The record is from RefSeq and is a predicted model, not a curated record. Bases 179 to 1441 code for a protein of 420 amino acids.
AGAUUUAUUCAUUCAUGACACGGGGCACGAAAAAGUUUAAAGGCAUGCGUUUCGGAGAGCUCACUUGAUUAAAUCUGACAGUGCGCAUUCUAUCAAGAUCACAACCCCGUGCCAAGAGCUUAUCUACCUGUCAAUCUAUAUAAGCGCGCCAUCUAAAAAGAGAGUUUCCACCAUCAAGAUGUCAAACACGGGAGGUCGGCGACUGAAGCAGUGGCUGAUGGAGCAGAUCCAAAGUGCGCAGUAUUCUGGACUCCUGUGGGAGGAUGAAAGCCGCACUAUGUUCCGAAUUCCAUGGAAACACGCAGGAAAACAGGAUUACAACCAAGAAAUAGACGCAUCCAUUUUUAAGGCCUGGGCUGUGUUUAAAGGCAAGUAUAAGGAGGGGGACAAGGCUGAGCCUGCAACAUGGAAGACCAGACUUCGCUGCGCUCUGAAUAAAAGCCCUGACUUCGAGGAGGUGACUGAGAGGUCACAGCUUGAUAUUUCUGAGCCUUAUAAAGUGUACCGCAUUGUUCCAGAAGAAGAGCAAAAACACGGCAAAAGUUCAGUGAUGGCUGUGACAGCUACCACCAGCUCUGGUGAGAUCACAGAUAUGGACUGCAACCCCGAGCUAGAAGAGCUCAUUAAAGAGGAGGAAAGCUGUAGCAUCCAAGCCAGUCCAGAAUAUUGGUCCCAGGGCAGUGUCAAUGCUUUCCCACUGCAUCAGGAACCUUUGCCAUCGAGCAGUCUCAGUUCAGCCCUCUGCCAAAUGAUGAUCAGUUUUUACUAUGGAGGAAAGCUGAUGCACUCCACACUGGUGACUCAUCCUGAAGGAUGCCGAAUCUCUCCGCAGCAUCCCCUGGGUCGGGGUGCCCUCUACAGUUCAGACAGCAUGCAGAGUGUUUAUUUCCCCCCUGCUGAACUCAUUGAGUAUGAACGGCAGCGCUAUGUCACGCGCAAGCUUCUGGGCCACCUGGAGAGAGGUGUAUUGGUCCGUGCAAACCAAGACGGCAUCUACAUCAAAAGGCUGUGCCAGAGCCGUGUCUUCUGGAGCGGAUUGGGAGAUGUGGGCUCGCAAUAUGGCUCAAUGCCUGGCAAACUCGACAGGGAUGCUGUUGUCAAGAUCUUUGAUACAGCAAGGUUUCUUCAAGCUCUACAGCUGUACCAGGAGGGUCAGAUUCCUGCUCCUGAUCCAACAGUGACUCUGUGUUUUGGAGAAGAGUUGCAUGAUCACAACAGUGCCAAAAACAAACUGAUCAUCGUCCAGAUCACUUCAGUGAACUGCCAGCACGUGCUUGAGACAAUGAACAUGCGUCGUGCCCAGCCUUAUUGCAACAACCCAAACCUAGAGAUGUCUGAUGAUGCGGCCACUGACCAGAUGGCUCGCAUCUACCAGGAUCUGUGCAGCUACAGUGCUCCUCAAAGGCCAACUUACAGGGACAACAUGCCAAUCACUGCCUAAGAUGUGAGCAGUAAUACCUGACAAGAGCUCUUCAGCUUGCUCUAAACUGAAUACAGAACAUAAGAAGAACAUUCUUUGCUUUUCUAACACACGCUGGCGAGCCAAACGUGAAAGAGCACAUUUCUUCUUUGACUAUAAGACUUUAAAGCUGAAGCUCCAUAUUAGAAAGUCGACAAAUUUUUCUAUACAAGUAAUGUUUACUUUUGUGUAAAUACAGGGCAUAACUCUGCCUAACGUCUGAUUCAUUUUUGUAAGAUGUUUUUUUAUUAUCCAACUUAAGAGAACAGGUAGCAUAUUCAUGCAUGUUCAAAUACUGUAUUUCCUACAACUCAAGUCUUUAUAGAUACAAAUCUUUCAUAUCUAUAAAGAUUUCUAUUCAAAGUCUUUUUGCAAAAUGGCAGCAGUUUGAUAUAUAAAAGCAAUUUAGUUUGCUACACUGAAUUUUAUUUUUGAUAUUCUAUCUUUUUUGUACUUUUUGAGUUUCUUUCUUGUUUGACAACCAGCUGAAUAAACAACCAAAUUUUUAUCAAGUGUUGAGUUGAUAAAAGUUGCAUAAAGUUUUAGAUGCAAAGUGGCAUUUAAUGAAAGAUAGGUUUUACUAUCAGACUUUUUAAAUGAUUGAUCUUUAGUUCAACCUUUUGUAGACCGUGUUUCAAAUAAAACCUUUUUUACUGAACUACAUUUGUAUUCAUUUGUGUGCAAUCAUACUUAUGUGUUGUUUAAAAAGGACUAUUUUGCAAAAAUGGCCUGUAGAGAAAGUACUAUUGUUCAGAUCAAGGAAAUUACAUGAAAUAAUGAUAUAUGUGUUAAAAUGAUGCCAGCAUAUUCUCAAAGCACACUGUAAUGAAACCAGGGAUUCCAUUUUAUUAUCCUAUGCUUGGUAGUCCAGGAAUGGUUGGUAUUGCAAGCUAAAGUACGCACAAUCUAAGCACUUAUUGAAUUUCCUUCAUUUUUUUGAGCACUAUUUCAGUGACAGUUUGUCAAAAUGGAGAAAAUAGAAAGAGAGGCAAUCUUACCAGUGUAGAGAACAAAAACUUAGUCCAAACUACUCACAGUUUAUAACUAGUAUGAACUCAAGCCCUACUCACACAGGCCUAGAGACUGGUCUGGAACACUGUAACAAUGGUUUCCCUGAAAAUGAGUUUCCCUGACCAGUUGAUUAGCUGGAGGUUCCUGGCUGUCACCAGUUGAAAUCAGCUCCACAGAGGGUGCUGUGCCAAAAAG